Messenger RNA from Gracilinanus agilis (Agile Gracile Mouse Opossum), 1376 nucleotides. It is a transcript of the gene LHX4, whose product is annotated as LIM homeobox 4. The coding region runs from base 204 to 1376 and encodes 390 amino acids. Lineage: Eukaryota; Metazoa; Chordata; Mammalia; Didelphimorphia; Didelphidae. The record is from RefSeq and is a predicted model, not a curated record. Gene Ontology annotation, biological process: regulation of transcription by RNA polymerase II; neuron differentiation. Gene Ontology annotation, molecular function: RNA polymerase II transcription regulatory region sequence-specific DNA binding; DNA-binding transcription factor activity, RNA polymerase II-specific. Gene Ontology annotation, cellular component: nucleus. The transcript has 6 exons.
UGCCAGCCUACAAGUCCUUCUGGAGGGGUGAAGAGACGGCUUUCGAUUGUGACUUUGCUUAUUUCGUUUGGGGUUUAUCUUUUUUUUUUUUUUUUUUUUUUUUUUUUUAAAUUUUGAAAUUUCUGAAUCUAGUCAGAGAGAAAGAGUGAGUGAGAAAGGGGAGGGAGAUUUCCAUAGACAGCUAUUUCCCACCUCUGCCCAAGAUGAUGCAGAGCUCGGCCGUCACCACGGAAGGGUCUGUCAAGGGGCUCCCGGACAUCCUCGGUGUACCGAUGCAACAGAUCCCUCAGUGUGCCGGCUGCAAUCAGCACAUCUUGGAUAAAUUCAUCCUCAAAGUCUUAGACAGGCAUUGGCACGGCUCCUGUCUUAAGUGUGCAGAUUGCCAGAUGCAGCUGGCCGACAGGUGCUUCUCCAGAGCGGGGAGUGUCUACUGCAAGGAAGACUUCUUCAAGCGUUUUGGGACGAAAUGCACGGCUUGCCAACAGGGCAUCCCCCCGACCCAGGUGGUACGGAAGGCCCAAGACUUUGUUUACCACCUCCAUUGCUUUGCCUGCAUCAUCUGUAACCGCCAGCUGGCCACAGGGGAUGAGUUCUACCUCAUGGAGGAUGGGCGGCUGGUGUGUAAAGAGGACUACGAGACAGCCAAGCAGAAUGACGACUCAGAAGCUGGUGCCAAGAGACCUCGGACCACCAUCACAGCCAAGCAGCUGGAGACCCUCAAGAACGCCUACAAGAACUCUCCCAAGCCGGCACGGCACGUGAGGGAGCAGCUGUCUUCUGAGACGGGGCUGGACAUGCGGGUGGUCCAGGUCUGGUUCCAGAACCGGAGAGCCAAAGAGAAACGGCUGAAGAAGGAUGCCGGGCGUCACCGCUGGGGCCAAUUCUACAAGAGUGUCAAGAGGAACCGGGGAGGCAGCAAGCAUGAGAAAGAGAGCUCUGCAGAGGACUGUGGGGUUAGUGACAGUGAGCUGAGUUUCCGAGAAGAUCAGAUUCUCUCAGAUCUCGGCCACACCAAUAGAAUUUAUGGCAAUGUGGGGGACGUUGCAGGCGGACAGUUAAUGAAUGGGAGCUUCUCCAUGGAUGGGACAGGACAAUCCUAUCAGGACUUAAGGGAUGGGAGCCCUUAUGGAAUUCCCCAGUCUCCAUCUUCCGUAUCGUCCCUGCCAUCCCACACUCCAUUACUCAAUGGGCUGGAUUACACAAUGGACAGCCAUUUGGGAAUCAUUGCACAUGGAGGGCAGGGAGUGACCCAGACACUGAGAGUGAUGGCUGGGGGACCUACCUCGGAUAUCUCUACAGGGAGCAGUGUGGGCUACCCAGACUUCCCCACCAGUCCAGCUUCCUGGCUUGAUGAAAUGGAUCAUCCUCCUUUUUAA